GCAAUAAUUAUAUAAUCAAUAAUAAUGAAUUAGGAUAAUUUCUCUAUUCUUUUUUCCAACGAAUAUUCUCCAAAUUAAUUUAUUUCCCACAAAAUUAGAAGCUCAAACGUAAAACACACAAAUACUCCGUAGUAGAGAAGUGUGAAGAAAGUAAACAAAAAGGAAGAAAGAAUAUCUCUCAAAAAUUCUCCAAUUUUUCUUCCGUUUAUCUUCCUCAUCUUCUCCUUAAAUCUGGGUCUGAAAUUUCAUCUGGGGCAUUAUAUAAUUCAAUCCCAGAUAAACCCAAAACUUCAAAUUUGUUAACUUUUUGGGUUUAAAUUUUGUGGGGUUAAGAGAAAAUUAAGAAAUAAAAAUGGAGAAAUCAGAGGAAAGAUUGGUGUGUGAAGAAAAAACAAGUUCGAAGUAUCCAUUAACAAUGUGGGAAGUAUCAGCAGCUUUAAUGGUUGUAUUAGCAUAUGGAUUAGGGCUUUUGGGUGUUUAUCUAACCAUGCCUGCUUCUGAUUAUAGCUUCCUCAAGUUGCCUCGCACCCUUGAAGAUUUACAAAUUCUUAGAGACCAUCUCGAGACGUACACAAGUGACUAUACGGUGCAAGUAUUGGUUGGAUACUCUGUGGUCUACAUUUUCAUGCAGACUUUCAUGAUUCCAGGAACUGUGUUUAUGUCUUUGUUAGCUGGAGCCCUUUUUGGUGUAUUUAGAGGUUUGGCAUUGGUCCUUUUCACUGCUACAGCUGGUGCUUCGUCUUGCUUUUUCUUGUCAAAACUUAUUGGCCGACCUCUUGUUUUUUCAAUGUGGCCGGACAAACUGACUUUCUUCCAAGCACAGGUGGCGAAAAGACGUCAGAACUUGUUGAAUUACAUGCUUUUCCUAAGAGUAACACCCACACUACCAAAUACAUUUAUCAAUGUGGCUUCACCAAUUGUGGAUAUACCUUACCACACCUUCUUCUUGGCGACAUUCAUUGGACUGAUCCCUGCUGCUUUUGUCACUGUCAGAGCUGGAAUAGCUCUUGGAGAAUUGCGAUCAAUAGGCGAUUUGUAUGACUUUCAGUCAAUUGCCACACUUUUCCUAAUUGGGAUCGUUUCAAUCACCCCUACCUUGAUGAACAAGAACAAAACAUAAUUGACAAAACCUUGUUGCUUUUCUCAGUUAAUGCUAAACCUCCUAUUCGUGGUCGCUUAUCUCUGUACAGAUCCUACGGCCCAUAAAACUGCUUGUUGCAUCUCGUACCACCACAGAGAAUGAACUCGAGGGGUAUAAAACUUGUCGACUCUGUAUACUCUGAAAUGGCAUUCUGAAAGGGCAUAUGCUCAUAUGCUAAUGCUAUGCUGAAGGCGAAAAUUCUGUGUAGUUUGUGGAUAGUAGUAGUAGUCGAUUUGUUUGUUGGUUGGUUGGUUUCACUUUGGAAUGUAAAAUAAAUGAUGUGACAAUAAUUUUCUAGAUUUUAUGAAAUGUCUGUUUUCAUAUUCAA
Spinacia oleracea (spinach) is the source of this 1469-nucleotide messenger RNA. RefSeq lists its product as uncharacterized. Lineage: Eukaryota; Viridiplantae; Streptophyta; Magnoliopsida; Caryophyllales; Amaranthaceae. The record is from RefSeq and is a predicted model, not a curated record. The transcript is spliced from 4 exons. Bases 353 to 1120 code for a protein of 255 amino acids. Gene Ontology annotation, biological process: autophagosome assembly.